AUGCAGAGAACCUUCAGUUACUCAAGCCAGCAAUAUGGAGCUUCAACACCUCCUCCAUCUUCUUCAUCGGGAACAACAACCACAACAGGAUCCUCAUCAUCGAUAUCACCUGUUAAUAGUGGAUCAUCUGUUUCUCCAUCUCAACAAAAAACAGGCUCUCAAGAAAAAGUUAAAUUAUUUGAAAAUAGAAAGGAAAGAGAAAAGUAUGAAAAUAUGGCUGAAUUAUAUUCUUUGAUUGUUUCUGUGGAACGAUUAGAAAAAGCCUAUGUCAAGGAUUCCAUUAUGGCCACUGAAUAUGCCGAUGCUUGUAGAAAAUUAAUUGCAAAAUUUAAAACUAUUCAACCAAUUGUUUCGGCAGAUGUACCUGAUAUUGAACGAUUCAUGAAAGAGUAUAGAUUGGAUUGUCCUGCAGCAACUAAUCGAUUGCUUAAAGUCGGUGUUCCAGCAACAGUCGAACAUGGAGGAAAGGAUCCUAACCAAACUGCACCAACUGUUAAAUUGAUUGCACAAGCGACCCAAUACUUUAUCACCGUCAUGGAUACCAUAAAACUUGGAUUGUUAGCCAAAGAUCAAUUAGCUCCGAUUUUGGUUGAUCUCAUGGAUUCUCUAAAUUCAUUACAUAUCAAAGACUUUGAAGGAAAGACAAAGAUUAGAGAUUGGACUGUUACUUUUAACCAGAUGAAGGCCCACGAAAGCAUAGAUGAGGACCAGGCACGACAAUUGUAUUAUGAUAUUGAACAGGCCUAUAACCAAUUUCACAAAGUGUUGCAAUAG
Messenger RNA from Naegleria fowleri, 774 nucleotides. RefSeq lists its product as uncharacterized. Gene Ontology annotation, molecular function: protein-containing complex binding. NCBI's taxonomy places the organism in Eukaryota, Heterolobosea, Eutetramitea, Acrasida, Naegleriidae. The coding region runs from base 1 to 774 and encodes 257 amino acids. Gene Ontology annotation, biological process: protein transport to vacuole involved in ubiquitin-dependent protein catabolic process via the multivesicular body sorting pathway. The transcript has a single exon. Gene Ontology annotation, cellular component: ESCRT I complex. The record is from RefSeq and is a predicted model, not a curated record.